AUGGUGGCAGUGUACCUCCAAGGGCUGCCGGAAGAGGGGUGGCACUACCAUCAGUUGCGUCGGCCCCCCAUGGAAGGGGGGCACCACCAGCUGUGUCGGCCCUCCAUGACCCCGUGCCCGAGCAGGGGGCUGCCCCAGAACCGUCCCCAGCAGACCCGCAAAAAGCUCCAAGUCAUCAUCUGCAUCCUGCUGGUGGAGCUGUUUGAGAGGUUCACCUUCUUUGGGAUUGUGUGUAACAUGAUCCUGUUCUGUACGGUGAAGCUGGGCUAUGAUCACUACCAGGCUGCUACCGUUAACCUGUGCUUUGUGGGGGCCAGUACACUCACUCCUGUGAUGGUGGGAUGGUUUGCUGAUACCUGCCUUGGGAGAACCAAGGUGCUCUACUUGUGUACUCUGCUCCAUCUCUUUGGCACAGCCAUGCUCCCAGUGGUGGCGUUCCCGUUCGAGGACUUCUACAUCGACACGCACAACAUGAUUCACCAGAUGGAGCACCGGGAACAGCACAUCCUGUUCUACACUGGCCUGCUUGCAGCUGCCCUGGGCAUCGGGGGCAUCCGUGCCAUCCUCUGUCCCAUGGGGCCAUACAAACUACAGGGCUACGACCAGCACCAGCUACUCUCCUUCUUCAACUGGUUCUACUGGCUGGUGAACCUGAACUCGACGAUAGUGUUUCUGGGAAUCGCCUACAUCCAGCAGUCAGUGGCCAACAACCUGGGCUUCCUCAUCCCCUUCAUGUCUGUGCUGCUGAUGCUCAUCGCCAUACACAUGGUCCGCAACAACCUUAUCUUCAGGCCCAAGAAAGGCAGUUCCCUGCUGACCACUCUGGGGGUGUUCCUGAACUCUCUGAAGAUGUGCUGCCUGCACUACCGCCACCUGAGUGGAGACGUAGCCAGCUGGCUGGACCGCGCCAAGGAGAACAACGGGGGGCGCUACAGUGAGACACACGUGGAGAAUGUCAAGGUCCUGGCAAGGCUCUUCCCCCUGUACGGCUUGCAGCUACUGUACCGCGCCUGCCUCACUCAGAUUCCAUCAGGCUACUACAUUCAGACCAUGAACUCUAACCUGCACCUGAACAGCUUCCUCCUGCCCAUCGGUGCCAUGAACCUCAUCAGCAUCCUACCUCUGCUGCUGCUGGCCCCUCUCAUGGAGUGCAUCACCUCCUGCUACCUGUCCAUGGAGAAAACACCCUUCUCCCCUGCCAGAGUCAUCACGCUUGGUCAUGCGUGUGCGUCCCUGUCUGUCCUGGUAGCGGGCCUGUUUGAGGUCCACAGGAAGGGCUAUCCUCUGACGGAGCAGGCCCUGUCAGGGAAGGUGCUACAGGUGUCCUCCAUGGCCUGCAUCCAGCUGGCUCCCCAGUACAUUCUACUGGGUCUGGCUGAGGCCCUCGUCACCCCCUCCUGCUCUGUGAUCUCCUUCCACCUGACACCCAGUCAUAUCAGAGGCAUCUCCCUGCACUUCCUCACCCUGUCCUACGGAGGGGGCUGUUUCCUGGGAGCACUCAUCAUUCAGCUGGUCUACCUACUCUCUGGAGGUAACUGGUACCCAAACACACUGCAUGAAGGGAAUCUGGAGCAUUUUUUCUUCUUCUUAGCCAUGUUGAUGACCAUAAACACUCUGGUGUUCUGGUGGAUAUCUUACAGGUACCUAGAUCUGAGUGUGGUGCAGAGUAGAGGAGUAGGAAGCAGCCUUCUGACAGAGAAGCUCCUGCAGUACAAGACCUGCCUGCGAUUCUACCACACCAUGGAACGCUCCUCCACAGCAGUCUCCAUAGAAACAGUGUUGUGACCUCUACACUACCUUCGUCCCCUGUAGCGCUGGAGUUCCACUUGGUUUAUUUAUGUACACUACAUGACCAAAAGCUACUA
This is a messenger RNA of Salvelinus namaycush (lake trout), 1865 nucleotides long. RefSeq names its product solute carrier family 15 member 5 (gene slc15a5). The coding region runs from base 1 to 1785 and encodes 594 amino acids. Gene Ontology annotation, biological process: transmembrane transport. Lineage: Eukaryota; Metazoa; Chordata; Actinopteri; Salmoniformes; Salmonidae. The transcript has 9 exons. Gene Ontology annotation, cellular component: membrane. Gene Ontology annotation, molecular function: transmembrane transporter activity. The record is from RefSeq and is a predicted model, not a curated record.